Hemibagrus wyckioides is the source of this 2497-nucleotide messenger RNA. It is a transcript of the gene ttll3, whose product is annotated as tubulin tyrosine ligase-like family, member 3. Gene Ontology annotation, molecular function: protein-glycine ligase activity, initiating. The transcript has 13 exons. NCBI's taxonomy places the organism in Eukaryota, Metazoa, Chordata, Actinopteri, Siluriformes, Bagridae. Gene Ontology annotation, cellular component: cilium. Bases 95 to 2497 code for a protein of 800 amino acids. Gene Ontology annotation, biological process: cilium assembly; protein polyglycylation; cilium movement. The record is from RefSeq and is a predicted model, not a curated record.
CAACCUAGUGCGAACCAAGGAGCAGGCAGGGGUGCAGGAGCGGAUCUCGGAGUGAGAGGGGUCAUUACGACGGAAACCAGAAGAGGAGCUGGGAAUGAAAAAACUGAAGUCUGAUGCAGACGACCCUCAGCACUCCAGCAUGCAUCAGCAUACACCAGGGUCCCCUCAGCAGGCCAGGGUCCGUGGCAGUCGUGUCAGUUUCCCUGUGAUACACAUUGACAGACUGAGAGCAGCCAAAGCUCUAGUGGCCAAGGCUGUAAAGGAAAAGAAGGUGUUCUCGAUUCAGGGGCCAUACCCUGUGAUUCGUGCAGCUCUCAGGGCCAGAGGCUGGGUGGAGCGUCGACUGCCUCGCCACUCUACACAGGCUCAUCGCCAUGGCAACCACGAUGCUGAGGAGACCGACAGCAGCAACGACGACGACCGGGGACAGGAAGGAGACAAGGAGGAUGAUGCUGAUGACAUGUACAACCUCAUGUCUCGUCUAGUACACAAUGAAAUGACGUAUUUCUACUGGACUACGAAGAGAGAUGCAGUCGACUAUCAGUCUUUACAAAAAGACCAGAUGACCAAUCACUAUGCAAAAGCAGGAUCCUUCACCACCAAGGUGGGCUUGUGCAUGAGUUUGAGGAAUCUGCAGUGGUUCGACUCGACGGAUCCUGACACUUUCUUCCCACGCUGCUAUAGACUGGGAGCGGAGGACGAAAAGCAAGCAUUCACCGAUGACUUUAGACAUACUGCGUGUAUGAGCCUGCUCCGGUAUGUUGUAGAGAGAGCUGGAGGGAGUGCGGAGAAGGACAGAACAGGCGAAAUCUAUCAUGUUAAACAGCCUCAGGGUGUGGACAAGCAACAUAAACCGCAAGCUAAGCAGAGGAUUGGAGUUGGACUGAUCGAGACAGCACUGCGUGUGUGUCAGGAAUAUCUAAACAGCCUGGAACACUGUGACAUAGACAUCGCUCUGGAAGCCCCACCCACUCUCUCAGAGCAACAGUGGACAAACUUUCUCCACAGCUACUACCUGGUCAUUCAUGAUGGUGUGAUGUUAGAGGGAUGUAUGGAGAAUGCAGAGUGCUGUCAGUCCAUGCUAGCCCGAAUGCAAAAGGUCUGUUCACAGCUGGAGACUGAUGGAGUAAAUAACAUCUGGAUCAUUAAACCAGGAGCUAAAUCAAGAGGCAGGGGUAUAGUGUGUAUGAACAGACUGGACGAGAUCCUGGCUUUAGUGGACAGUGACGCGGCUCUGGUUAAAGACAGUAAGUGGGUGGUGCAGAAGUACGUGGAGCGCCCCCUGUUGAUCCACGGCACUAAGUUCGACCUGCGCCAGUGGUUCCUAGUGACCGACUGGAACCCGCUGACCGUGUGGUUCUACCGUGAGUGUUACCUGCGCUUCUCCACCCAGCUCUACUCCACACACAGACUAGACAGCUCCGUCCACCUCUGCAACAACUCCAUUCAGAAAUAUUUCCAGCCGAGCGCAGGACGUGACCCAGCGCUGCCUGCUGAGAGCAUGUGGUCAUGUGCCGAGUUCCGCUCCUGGCUAUCGGCUUCGGGACGAGGUGACCUGUGGGAGGACGUGGUGCUUCCAGGCAUGAGGAGAGCCGUGAUCCAGACGCUGCUGACGGCGCAGGACAGCGUGGAGCCGCGCAAGGCCAGCUUCGAGCUCUACGGAGCAGACUUUCUCCUUGGGUGUGACCUCAACCCCUGGCUGCUGGAGGUGAACGUCAGCCCCACCAUGGCCUGCUCCACGGCUGUCACUGCCCGACUCUGCCCCGCCGUGCAGGAGGACACACUCCGCGUGGUGCUGGACCGACACUAUGACCGCAACACCCACACCGGAGGCUUCCAGCUCAUAUACAAGCAGGCACCAGUGGAGGUUCCUCAGUAUUUAGGUGUCAGCCUUCUAGUAGAAGGAGCUCAGAUCAGACAUCCCCAUUCAUCCCACACUAAAACAUUCAUCCGGUCUCAUUACAAAUCUCUACACAAAUCCAGACGUGUUCUCCAACCUCACACUCAUCCUUCAGGCAAGAAGAACCAGUGUGAGGAGGAGAAAAGGACCUGGCCAAUCAUCUCCACACAAAGGCUCACGAUGGAGAGAGCUUUUACGUUACAACCUCUGCUGGAGAAAAGACGCCAGAGACUGGUGUUACCCUCAUCCUCAGGUCCUGCUGACCGUCAUCACCUUCAUACCUCACACACACAUCAUACACAUGUACGCUCAGAGCCGACACACACACACACUCACACACACACACGCAGGACCCAGAGACACGUGCUCGCUCUGCACCGACUGGAACCUUCGCUGGAGAUCAUCAAUCUCCACCCUGGAAUCUCAUACAAGGGAUUUUACCAGCAGAACACACACACAAAUACACACACUCCUCUCACACACACCGUCCAGGUGUCUUACCCUCCUAGUGUCGUACGCCUCCACCAGUUCAUCUCACCACUCCACAGAAACAAAACACACACAACAACAAGAGACUGUACGAACCAACCCGAGUAA